Molecule: messenger RNA, 684 nt
Organism: Megalops cyprinoides (Indo-Pacific tarpon)
Lineage: Eukaryota; Metazoa; Chordata; Actinopteri; Elopiformes; Megalopidae
Product: refilin-B-like
Exons: 3
Coding region: 1-588 (195 amino acids)
Biological process (GO): negative regulation of bone mineralization involved in bone maturation; skeletal system morphogenesis; negative regulation of chondrocyte development
Cellular component (GO): actin filament bundle
Molecular function (GO): filamin binding
Source: RefSeq, a predicted model, not a curated record
AUGGUGGGAAGACUGAACCUCCAGGAUGUGUCCGACGAAGACCCCCUCGACAUGAGCGGCAAGGCGCAGAGGGCGCUCGACAGCCCGGACUCUGGAGUACCCCCGAGUCCCAGUCCGACCUCCUGGCUCCUGUCUCCGAUUGACGGCGAUGAAGGGCAGUGCUGUCCGGUUUCUGAAGAGGACAGCUGUGGGACAGUGGUAUUCCCUCGAUUUUAUGCACUGUCCUACGGAGAGGGAGUGGAGCUCGACCCCCUGCCCCCAACAGAAGUUCGGUAUACAUCAUCUGUGCGCUACGACUCUGACCGGCACUAUAUUGACGGCGUGUGGCUGCAGCCGCAGGGCCUUGCGCUGGAGUCCUGCAGCCAGACGGUUGUAGCUCUGUCUCACAGCACCUGGAGGCACUAUAAGACCCAGCUGGAGCUCUUCCCCCGCCCACGGGCACAAAGGCACCAGAGCACCACCAUCGUGUACCCGAAAUGCACCCAGACUUUCUACACCACCCAGCUGCACCUUGACUUCAGCAGGCUGUCCAGACGCUUCCUCUCCAGGGUGGAGCUGGAGCCGGGCGAGAGCGCGGCCGCCCCAUGAGGGUGAGCCCGGACGCCCGUCACCCAACUGGAGCUUUAGCACCAAGCUCCAGCCCCCAUUACACACUCAUACACACACAGCAGCAUAAACACUCAC